Messenger RNA from Lolium perenne, 1045 nucleotides. RefSeq lists its product as uncharacterized. Gene Ontology annotation, biological process: proteasome assembly. NCBI's taxonomy places the organism in Eukaryota, Viridiplantae, Streptophyta, Magnoliopsida, Poales, Poaceae. The record is from RefSeq and is a predicted model, not a curated record.
CCCAAACCCACACAGGCCACGCUCGCGGCACCCCCAACCCCGGCGGCACCAGACGCCGUCCGUUCCUCCUUCCACCUCGCUCCGGCGCUUCUUCUUCUUCUUCUUCUUCUUCCUCCGCUCUACCGGGCUGCCACCGGAGCGAAGAUCCACCCGGACGCGUCCCGGGCCCUCUCCUCCUCACCCGACCGAUCUCUUUCUCCGACCUAGGUCCUAUCAGCCGCCGCCGCAUCACCUCCGACGCCUCAUCGCAUCUCUCACCCGCGCCGACGCUCCCGUUCUACUACCUCCCCCUCAAUCUUGAACAGGCUCUCGAGAUCCGCCACCGCAUCAUGUCCUCAGAGGAGCUGGGGGCGAGCCUGUCAGAUUUGGCUCUGGGCUCGCGAGCUCCGACGGCCGGCCAAGUCGGUUCUUCGGGUGGCCCGUCGUCCGACGGGGGCACGCAGGUCACUUGCUUCACGGAGGACCUGCACGACGUCACGCUCCAUUUUCAGAUCAUCAGGUUCUCUAAACAGAUCUAUGCAUGGGUAGGAUGCAACUCUGCAAAGUUUGGCCAUUUAUAUGCUGCUGCAAGCACUCGCCCGGGUAACGGAGUGAGUGUCACAUCUGUACUUGGAGGAACGUCUGAUAAUACUGGAUUAAGCAUGGCCCGCCGCUUAGUGCUGAAGACAGGUCUAAAUAUAGUUCUAGCGUGUAACAUUCCGAAAGACAGCCCCAUGCUUGAGGCCGCUGCGGAGAGGAAACUUGUAGAGAAGCUGAGAACUUUAGGCUAUAUCAGAUCCAAACCAGGAGAGGCCAACACUUCCACAACAGCCUAAUUGAUACUUGUGAGCUGCCAAGUCACUGGUAGAGAAAGUUAGCAUGCUUUGUAACCGUUAUGGUGCUUUGUUUAGUUGAUUGGACAUGACACUAAUGUGUUCGAAACACUUUGAACGCCUAGUAAAUCCUCAAUGGGGUCUUUACUGUGUAGGCACAUGGUGCGCGAUUUACAACUGCUGCAUGUUCACAGAAUUAUCAAAGCAUGUCUGAUGCGAUACUUUGAAUGCAA